Messenger RNA from Cladocopium goreaui, 945 nucleotides. The record is from the annotation of a GenBank genome assembly. NCBI's taxonomy places the organism in Eukaryota, Dinophyceae, Suessiales, Symbiodiniaceae.
AUGCAGCGGAGAUACCACUGGCAGUUGAACAAGCAGCCCGCAGUCAAGAAUGCUAUGGAGGAGGUCACCUUGAUGUUGGAAAAUGCAAAGGUGACGGAAAAGAGGCAAGCGAGAUUGCUGCCUCUAUCGGUGAUCUCAGCCAUGGAAGAGGCUGUGAUGAAUACGGAGCUGGCCAGGUAUGUCAGAAGCUACGCCUGGUACAGACUGCUGAAGGUAUGGGGCGCCAUGAGGUACCACGACACCUUAGGUGUGGACUUCGGCACCAUCAAGCUGGACGAGAGCGUAAGGGCGGUGGAAGCAGACCCUGUGGACGCCUUCCGUAGCGAUGCAAAAGCGGAAGGAGAGGAAGUCGUCAUAGGAGGCUGGGAAUCCCAUGAUGGAGGGCGUACGGAGGGAGCCAGGUGGUUCUCCGUGCGUUUGACCAGAAAGAACGCGCCGUGGGUAUUCCUGAAGGGAGGGCCCUUCAGGAACAUAGUGGCGUUGGAGCUGACGCCGGUACUAGUGGCCAUUAUGGCGUUUGGCAAGGAGGCCAAAGAGAGAUGCGGGAGGGCAAGCAUGAGAUUGACAGCGUUGACGGACAACGUCUCGAUAGCAUAUGUGCUGAAGCAGUAUCUCUCAUGCAGGUUCCCGUUAUCGGUGGUACUGCUAGAGCUGUCGUGCAAAUUGAAGAGAAUUGGCAUGGAAUUGGAUCUGCAUUGGGUGCCGAGAGGCCAAAACGUUCCUGCCGACAGCCUCACAAAUGGCAGGUUCGAAGGAUUCUCAAAGGAGGAGAGAAUUCAUUUAGACUUUGUGAAGAUGGAGUUUAUUGUCCUGCUCGAGCUCGUCAAGAAAGCUGGAGAGCUUGACGAGGAGAUCAGGAUGAUCAAGUCAUCGAAAGAAGGCAAGCAGGACAAGCACAUGGGUAAGAGAAAGAGAGGUGAAACCAAAUGGAAGGAUCCAUGGUAG